GCGAGCGGGACUCGCUGAGGAUUUUAUGAAAAUGGAAAAUUAUGAGGCGUUUGUAGGCUUUGAUCUCUGUCAGAUACCACUCUCCAGUGUUGCUCAGAAGAUUAUGUCUGCUCUGCAUUCAGGCAAUUUAGUGGAGUCUGUGAAUUGGAGAGAGAAUGAAAAGACUGCAGAAGUGGUGAACAAAUCCAGUGUUGAGCGUUCAGGACCGCUUCACGAUGGGAAGAAUCAGGCACUGGGGGAAAAGCGUCAUAGUUCUCUCACGAGCCAGACACCAGGGGCUUCCAUCAGACUCUCUCCUCGGCCCACCACCAGCAGACUGACCGAGCAGCUGCCCACGGACCAACAGCAGAACAUCAGCUCAGUGGCUCCUGCCAGUUGUCUGAUGCCCCAGCAUAACCGAGAGGCUUCCGUUCUACAGAAAAUGGAACAUAAAAGAAAAUACUUCCUUAAAAAACAUAUGAAUAAUGAAAAUGAAGAAAGCAUGAAUCUUAAAAGAAAACGUAUUACAUGUAAUAAUUCACCAGAGAAAACCACUGAACAGGAAGCACCGGGAGAUGCUGACAAGGUGGAAGUCUCCCCAAACUCGGGGGACUCGAGAGCAUUCAGAGACCACUUUUGUGACACCAGGUAUUUGGAUGAUUUGGAGAAAAGCCAGCUGAUUGGCAUGCUCAGACAGGCAGCAGCUGUGGUGGUAACUCUGCUGUAUAAGGAUGGUUCAACCCAGCUAAGAUCUGACCAGGCUCCGGCCCCGUCCGUUAAAGGGGUCGUCGCCCUGUUGCUGCAGAGCCGAGCAGGAGGAGGCCGUGGUCUUCCGGCUGCCGUGGCCGCUGGCCAGGGUCCGGAGGGAGGCUUCUCCCCCGGGGACCGGUGCAUCUACAUAAAAACGGAGCGCUCUUCUGUCUGGGGCCAGGAGCCAGAGGCUCACAGCCCGUUUGCCAGGAACUUGCUGUUUCGAAUACUGAAAUGUGGCUGUCCUGUCAUCUGUUACAAUGCUAAGGAUUUUGUGAGAACAGCGCUGCAGUUUUUGGGGGACGAUGGCAGUUGGAAGCAUGCUGCUGAGUUUACGGGGCUGGACCCCAGCGUUGCCGCCUGGCUCAUCGACCCUCGUGACGCUGCGCUGUCCUUUGAAGAUUUAGUGGCAAAAUACUCGGGGAACCCCAUCACAGUUAAAGUGAGCAGCACAUACGGGAACGCCUCGAAAAGUACUGUGCAUCGGAACAUACGUGCAAACCUGAGGAUUCUCUACAGGCUCACGAUGGACCUUUGUUCGCAGCUGAAGGUCUGCGGUUUAUGGCGGCUGUUCUGUACGCUGGAGCUCCCUCUGACACCGAUUCUGGCAGUGAUGGAAAGCCACAGCAUCCGGGUGAACCAGGAAGAAUUAGAGAGGACCUCAGCGCUUCUCGGGUCUCGUCUCAAGGAGCUGGAGCAGGAGGCCCAUUUUGUGGCAGGAGAGCAGUUUCUUAUAACAAGUAGUAAUCAGCUUCGCGAGAUCCUGUUUGGCAAACUGAAGCUGCACCUGCGGGGCCCAGCGGAGACACUGCCCAGGACCGGGCCGCAGAGACACUGGUCCACGUCUGAGGCUGUGUUGCAUGCUCUGCAAGACCUCCACCCGUUGCCCAAGAUCAUUUUGGAGUACCGGCAGGUUCACAAGGUCAAGUCCAGCUUCGUAGACGGACUGCUAGCUUGCGUGAACAAGGGCUCCGUGUCCUCCACGUGGAACCAGACCGGGACUGUGACCGGGAGACUCUCCGCCAAGCACCCGAAUAUCCAAGGAAUCUCCAAGCACCCGAUUCAGAUGACUAGACCUCGGGAUUAUAGAGGGUCGGCGGAGGGCACCCUCACCAUCGCCCCGAGGACCGUGUUCGUGGCGGCCGACGGGCACAGCUUCCUGGCAGCAGACUUUGCGCAGAUUGAAUUGCGCAUUCUUGCACACUUAUCUGGGGACCCAGAACUUCUGAAGUUAUUCCAGGAAUCCGAAAGAGACGAUGUGUUUUCUACCCUGACCUCACAGUGGAAGGACGUCCCCGCAGACCGCGUGACGGACGCAGACAGGGAGCGGACCAAGAAGGUGGUAUACUCCGUGGUCUACGGGGCAGGGAAGGAGCGGCUUGCUGCUUGCCUUGGGGUGACUGUUCAAGAAGCCUCCCAGUUUCUGGAGAGUUUUUUGCAGAAGUACAAGAAAAUCAAGGACUUCGCCCAGGCAACCAUUGCCGGGUGUCGCCAGACAGGCCACGUGACGUCCCUCAUGGGCAGGAGGAGACCGCUGCCGGCGAUCCACUCGCGGGACCAGCAGCUCCGGGCCCAGGCCGAGCGGCAGGCGGUGAACUUCGUGGUGCAAGGCUCGGCCGCAGACCUCUGCAAGAUGGCCAUGACCCACAUCUUCGCUGCAGUGGCCGCCUCCCCCACCCUGACCGCCAGGCUGGUCGCCCAGAUCCACGACGAGCUGCUGUUUGAGGUGGAAGACCCUCAGAUUGCUGAGUUCGCAGCUCUUGUCAGGGGAGCCAUGGAGUCCGUGCAGCACGUGAGGGCCCUGGAGCUGCGGCUGCAGGUGCCCCUGAAGGUGAGCCUGAGUGCGGGCCGCUCCUGGGGACACCUGGUGCCCCUGCAGGAGGCCCCGGACCCUCGGCCACACCCACGUCCUGCGGAGUCUCCAAGCAACCGCCAGGCCGCCGCCGGGCCCCUGGUCAGCACCUGCACCCCGCGCCUGCAUUUCCCCCCUGGAUUCUGUCUGUAGCCCCAGGCGACAGCGGGAGGACAGAACCGGUUUCCACCGGCCCAGGCCGUGGCCUUGCCCAUGGUCAGCGGCUGCCUGUCUGUGCCAGCAGAACCCGGCUGCAGAGG
Molecule: messenger RNA, 2841 nt
Organism: Phyllostomus hastatus (greater spear-nosed bat)
Lineage: Eukaryota; Metazoa; Chordata; Mammalia; Chiroptera; Phyllostomidae
Gene: POLN
Product: DNA polymerase nu
Exons: 25
Coding region: 26-2734 (902 amino acids)
Biological process (GO): DNA-templated DNA replication; double-strand break repair
Molecular function (GO): DNA-directed DNA polymerase activity; DNA binding
Source: RefSeq, a predicted model, not a curated record